UGGCCAUCUCCAUAGUAUUAAUCAACCGUGACUUGAUCUCUUUCCAGCUCAAACAAGGAAACCAUCGUGCAUACUGUCCGAACAUUGCCUCUAUACCCGAGACCUAGCCUGCAUUGUCACUGUCUCGGACGACUUCACCCUGGGACAAUUCAGUUCAGUUCAGUCCAGACUGCCACCCAAAAUGGCCAGUCUUGACGAGGAUAAGCAGGUUGAACUGUCCAAGACAUUCCGUGAAUACCUGCCGGACCUCAACACACCGCGGUUCCAGACCAUAGCUCAAUGCAAUGCCUAUAGCCAUGCCGCCGAACUGCUCGAGCACCACCGCCCUCCAUGGUUGUAUGGACUUGUCUCGCUCUGGUUCGACUUGCUUAAGGAGCCAUACCGAGGAGUCACAACCGACGGUAGCCCUCGCAAAGACUUGUUCAAGCUGCGCGACGAAGGCGUCCCCGUCGCGGACAUUGUCAAGACUACCGAAAGCGUUAUUGGCAAGCUCGACGCCAGGCAAAAAAAGAAGACGCUCCUACACGUCGACAGCGAGAAAUGGCGGACAUGGUCGAAUCCCGAAUUUCUUCUGUCUGACAAGGGCGUGCGGCUCGACGAGAUCUCGUCCGACCUCCGCGACUCCGUUCUGAAGGUUCUGGAGGUCACAUUGAGCCCUGAGGGCUACGAGAAGGCGCUGGGCGCCAUGCGCGUAAACCACUUCCUGGGAGAGCUGGUGAAAGCGCCCAAGGUGAUGAACGAGUACUCCUACAAUUUCUGCGUCUUCGGUGUCCCCUCCGUUGAUGCGCCGUGGGGCUACAGUUUCUACGGCCACCACUUGUGUCUGUCCGUCUUCUUCUACGGGCCCCAGAUCGUCAUUAGCCCGUGGUUCACGGGCGCUGAGCCGAACAUAAUUGACGAUGGGCCUUACAAGGGCACGCGGAUCUUACACGAGGAGGACAAACUUGGCUUGCAGCUUAUGCAAAGCUUGAGCCCGGACCUGCAAAAGCAGGCUCAGACAUACGAGAAAAUGAAGGACGACAAGAUGCCCAAGGGCCGUUGGAACCACGACGACCAGCGCCAUCUGUUGGGAGCGUACAGAGACAACCGCGUGGUGCCAUACGAGGGCAUCGUGGUGGGCGACUUCUCCAAGGAGCAGCAGGACCUGGUCCUCGGCAUCCUCGAGCAGUACCUCCUGUACCUCCCCGCCCAGUCGAGGAAGCUCAAACUCCAGGACUGCAAGGACUGGUUCCACGAGACGUACUUCUCGUGGAUUGGAGGAUACGAGGACAAGGACUCGUUCUACUUCCGCAUCCAGAGUCCGGUCAUUGUAGUCGAGUUUGACCACCAUAGCGGCGUAUUCCUCUCCAACACGGAACCGCAGAGAUUUCACAUACACACACUUUUGCGCACACCGAACAAGGGAGAUUACGGUAUGGCGCUCAGGGAGCUGAGGAGAGAUGGUGCGGAUCAGCUUAAGGGCGAGGUCAACCAAAACUGGGUCUUCGAGGACAAAUUGUGAUAUAGUGACAAUAGAAUCGCGAAGAUGUGCUGUAUAUAUGUUUCAAAAAAAAUUCAUUGAUACUCAAAUGCGAU
Molecule: messenger RNA, 1575 nt
Organism: Truncatella angustata
Lineage: Eukaryota; Fungi; Ascomycota; Sordariomycetes; Amphisphaeriales; Sporocadaceae
Exons: 1
Coding region: 182-1501 (439 amino acids)
Source: RefSeq, a predicted model, not a curated record